Symbiodinium necroappetens is the source of this 945-nucleotide messenger RNA. Lineage: Eukaryota; Dinophyceae; Suessiales; Symbiodiniaceae. The record is from the annotation of a GenBank genome assembly.
AUGCCUUUGCUGUUGGGUCCUUCGAUGAUGAACAUGCAGCAGAUGAUGGCCAAGGCUGGAGGGGCCGCGCCUCAGCAGGGCAUGAACCCGAUGGCCGCCAUGAUGGGCAUGGCAAACAUGGGUGGAGGCGGGCCUGCACCACCAGCCGCGGAGAAGGAUUAUUUCAACAUUGAGGAGCGCUGGGUGGUUCGCUUGAACGAGGCCAUGAAGAAGCGACAGGACACCAAAGCUCAGGACAUCGAGAAGCUAUAUGAGGAGAAGGCUCGGAGUCCGACGGGACUCCUUACCGUGCAAAUCGGGAAGAUGGAGUGCGGGCAGUUCGUUGGCAAGGUCAAGCCGGACAAGGACGUGGAGCGGAUUGCAAGAAAGUUCAAGCUUGAUGACCACGUGAGUUCAAAGAUCACGGAACUGAAGGUUUGGCGCAAGCGCAACGGCGAAGAAGAGCGAGCGAUGAAGGACUUGGAGCGGAUAGAGUACCACUUGCGCUUUGCCAAAAGACCAAAUGCGCUCUGCACGCUCCUAGUUGGUAAGCUGCUCGAGGGUGAGGUCGACGAGCUGCCAGAUCUCACCAAUGCAGAGAAGAUCAUGACAGACUUCAAGCUGGACGAGGAUGCCUGCUCUAAGAUGCGAGAGAUCAUCGAGAAGCGCUCUGCGGACGAAGAGCGCGUGCUCACCUGCGUUCGGAAGCAGCUCAAAUCAGCAAGCAAUGCAUCGUCAAUGUUGUGCAAAAUUGCCCGCACACUCAUUGAUGGCGGUGACUUACCGGAUCCGCCAGAGCGACCGCCAAAGGGUAAAGGUGGGGGCAAAGACGGUGGCAAAGAAGACGGCGAACGUGGAGAGCGCAGAGACCGCGACGGUGGGGACCGCCAUCAUGAUCGUGACCGUCGGCGUGACCGCAGCCGCAGCCGUGAUCGUCGAGACCGGCGCGACAGCCGCGGCCGUUAG